Messenger RNA from Fusarium odoratissimum NRRL 54006, 2375 nucleotides. RefSeq lists its product as uncharacterized. The transcript has 2 exons. The record is from RefSeq and is a predicted model, not a curated record. Lineage: Eukaryota; Fungi; Ascomycota; Sordariomycetes; Hypocreales; Nectriaceae. The coding region runs from base 40 to 1032 and encodes 330 amino acids.
CUUAUUACAUUUCCAAGUCGAUAAACGCAUCGCCUUGACAUGGAAUUCAGAGAUAAUUACUCCGCAAUUGCCGAGGCGAAUAAGCAGCGAAGAAAGCUGCAGAACCGGAAGAACCAGAGAGCCCGUCGACAACGAAUUAAGGGUAAAGACUUUGGGAUAGAUCAAGUGUCGAGUUCAUUUGAGGUCAGGCGCUGGCGCGUUGAUGAAGUUGAUGAUGGCUGUCCCCAAGACACAGAUACAGACCCAACUGCCGUGUCCAUAAACUACCAUCCGUCUUGCACACUACCCUCCACUACCAAGAGCGUCACUGCCGUUCAAGCACCAUCAUCCACAGAUCAGAUCGAUCAAGUCAUGACCAUACACUCAACCCCCCAGCCCAUCAACAUAAACUUUCCCCUUCCUUCCGACCAGCUCCUCCAUCUCAUCCAGUUCAACGUCUACCGCGCCUUCAUCUCCAUCAAACGCACUAUCAAUACAAUAUCACUAGACCCAACAACCUGUCCCGUCUUUGGCCCCUGCUUGGACGACACAACCCGCUACCCCCCAAACCCCAAUAUCCCUUCCUCUCUCGCCCCUACUAUACUACAACAAACUCAAUACCAUUUCCCCUGGAUCAACAUCAUGCCGUUCGCCCGCCUCCGCGACAAUCUUAUCCGACGCGAAGGCCGCUUCGACAAUUUCGAAUUAUGGCGGGAUCUCGUUGGCGAUCUUAUGAGCUAUACAGCAGCUCCUUGGCAGCGAGGAACACCGUUUAGCUUCUCUGCCAGUACCCCCGAGACGGAACAGCCACGGGGGUUCAUGUUGGAGAAUUACAUAGAUACGGACGAACUUACGGCCGGACGCAAUGGACUCAUUAUUUGGGGUGAGCCGCACGACAUGCAGAGUUGGGAGGCUACACCUGGCUUUCUUACUAAGUGGUCAUGGGCGGUCGAGGGGUGUGAAGAGCUGGUUGAAGUUAGUGAUCGUUGGAGGAUAAGAAGAGGGGCGGAGCCUAUGCGUCUGCCGACGUCGGUAUUGGGGACAAAUGCCUAAUAAUGACUUUGUACUUUGUAAAUUUGAAGAAGAGUAAAAUAAAUUAAAACACAGCUAAUUACGUAUGAAUCUAGUCACCCCAGUACUAUGAGAGCUUAAAAUGUUGAAUUUGUUACUCUCCUAUAUUAAACCUGACCACCUGCUUGCCUCCUGCUACCUGACCUGCCCGCAAUUUAUCCAGUCCCUCAAGCACACCAUCAAAACCGUUCUUGAGUUCAAUCGUCGGGAUAGGUUUCAGGAGAUGAGUAAUUCGUGGUAGACUUUCAUAAAAGCGAACAAGGGCCGCACGAUCUUGCGGCCUGGCUUCAAACUUGGGUCCAAUUGGCGGUAACCACUGAAAGGCAUGCCCCAUAGCCGUAUACGACAUGACAAGGUCGUAAGUUACACCAGGAGUGCUAGAUUUACCAUUCGGCAGAAGCGUAACCACCUUACCGCCACUGGGCUUGAGCACCGCGGCGCAGAUGGAUGUUGAUUUGCCCUCGGAGAAACAAUCCACCGCCUUUGUGAUCUUGGGGUACUCUUUGAUGAUGUCUUCUGCGACGGAGGGUGAAUUGUAGUCGAAUACGACAUCGGCGCCGUAUUGCUUUACUAGCUGGAAUGAACGGGGCGAGGCAGUUGUGACUACUGUGUACCCAGCUGCCUUUGCAAGCUGGAUAUGGUAUAGGCCUGCACUUGUUGCUCCGGCGUAAAUGAAGAUGGCUUCAUUCUUGGGAGUAGCAGGUUUAGUAUCGACGAAAGGGAUCCCGUGAUGGACAUUGAGGACCAGCAUGGCUGUCACAGCAGAGACUCCAUAUGUAGUUGCGUCUGUAUCACUGAUGUCAUCGGGGACUCUCCAGGCCAGAUCCGCAUCAAUCUUCAAGUACUCUGCGAAGGCGCCUUUGUCAGGAUAUAAACCGCCGUGAACAGCGCCAGCGACACGAUCGCCGACCUUCCACCUAUCUCUGACAGAGUCACCGACUUGAUGAACGACGCCUGCGUAAUCACAUCCGAUGAUCGAGUUGGUGGGAGAGAUAAUGUCGAGAUGCUUGAAGUCGGUAGGGUUCAGGGCUACAGCUUUGACUUUCACGAGGAUUUCGUUGGAGGAGAUGGUGGGAAUGGGUACAUCGUCCUGGACACGGCCACCCUGGCCUCCGAUGGCCUUUGCGCGUGUGGCGUUGAUGAGUCGUGUGACGAUGCUGCGAUUAGAGACUAGAGCUUUCAUAGUAGUCAUGAUGAUAAUAAAGAUUUAGAAUAAAAAGACGUAGAACUUAAUAGUACUGAUCGUGGGUUUUAAUGAGUACCAUUUAACCUAUUUAUUAGAGUUGGAAGCAAAACGCAUUUAUCAACCCCCCGUGGAGUAUGAC